This is a messenger RNA of Camellia sinensis, 1338 nucleotides long. NCBI's taxonomy places the organism in Eukaryota, Viridiplantae, Streptophyta, Magnoliopsida, Ericales, Theaceae. The record is from RefSeq and is a predicted model, not a curated record.
AUGAUACAUGGUCUUUGCAAGAUGAAAUGGAUUGGGGAGGCUCAGAAGCUUUGGUUUGAGAUGGUUCACAAAGGAAUAGUUCCAAAUGAAUACACGUACAAUGCAUUCAUUUAUGGGUUAUCUAGGAUUGGUAAUCUCGAAGAGGCGAAGGAGCUAUACAAUGAAAUGUGUUGUAAAGGUUAUAAAGAGACCACAGUGAGUUGCAACACUAUGAUCAGAGGGCUGUGUUUUCAUGGAAGAACAGAGAAAACUCAUGUGUUGUUUGAAAAAAUGGCUGAAAAGGGAAUUGCUCGUGAUAUUAUCACGUACAAUUCUUUGAUUCAGGGCUUCUGCAAGGAAGGGAAAAUAGAUGAAAGUAUAAAUCUUUUGGCUAAACUUUUGGAGAAGGGUUUGCAGGCUUCAGCCGCCACGUAUGCUGCGCCCAUAGAAAAACUUUGUGAGAUGGGUGAUGUGGAUGAAGCAAAAGAGUUGUGGGAGGAUAUGCAGAAAAUGGGUGUGGAACCAGCAGUAUGUACCCGUGAUUUCAUCAUAACUGGAUUGAGCAAUAAAGGGUAUGUAGCCAAGGGGAUGGAAUGGUUGGCUGCAAUGUUGAGACGUAACCUCAAACCGCAAAAUAUUGGUUACACGCUCUGUGGAUGUAUUUUCCGUUCUUUGGUUGAUAAACUAUGUGAACAGAAUUCCGACCAUGUUGAGACAUGUCUAGGUGGUAUUCUGCAGAAAGAUACUACAGCAUCUGAGCAAAACAAUGUGCUUCUUUCUCUCCGUUUCUAUCUUUGGCUAAGGUCUCAACGUAGCUUUGUACCGGAUAAAUUGGCGUGUGAUGCGAUUUUUGAUGGUCUUGUAAAAGCUAAAGCUGCCAAUGCUGCGAAAUCAUUUUUGAAUUCUGUAGAUUUUACUCCUCAACCUGGUUCUUUAAAGGCUUAUGUUAGAUGUUUGUGUGAAAAUGGGUCAAUUGAGAAAGCACUGAAGGUGUUUGAUGAAUUGCAAAAGCUAGGUAUUUGCCCGUUAUUAGAAACAUGGAAUUCGACUUUGUUGGGUUCGGUUAGAUCUAGGCGAACCGAUGUUGUUUGGAAGUUGUAUGAAGAAAUGAUGGGUAGUGGUGUUGCACGGGAUGUAGAUACAGUUGAGUAUUUGAUUCAAGCUUUUUGUAUUGAUAACAAUGUUUCGAAAGGUUUUGGGCUACUUAGGCAAGUUUUGGAAGAUGGGUUUGUUCCCAAUAAUGUUGCUUUUAAUAAAUUGAUAUUUGGAUUUUGCAAGGAUAGAUACUAUUCGAGAGUGUCUGUUCUCCUUCAUACUAUGAUUGCAAAGAAUCGACGCCCUGAUAUCUUUACGUAUUAG